AUUUUUAUAAUAAUAACCUUGUUUGUCUAUCUUGAUUUCUGGGUUUCUUAUUAUGUGUCAAAUCAGUUUUUGUCCCUCUAAAGAUUGUGCUAUUGCAAUUGAGAUGUGCAUGCCCCUGUAGCUGAAAAGUGAAAAGUGAUAUUAUAUGAGGAACAAUGGGUACUUCUCCACAUGCCGUUGAAGGUAGACACCGUUUUCCAGCACCAAUUGAAGAGUUAUACAGACGAAGAUUACCAAGAAGUAAUGCAAAAGAUAUAGAGAAGCCUAUCCACUUACCCAUCCAUGAUAAAAGCUCAAGAUGCAAGUUUUCUUUCUUAAAACCUUUUGUCCUUGUGUUAAUCAUUUGCGGCACUUUUUCAACUCUCAUGUACUCUCCAGAGGUUUACAAAAGCCACCAUUUAUUAAGCUCUAGCUCUGGGUGGAUAUGGGGUGGUUCAGAUCCUCGGUAUAUAUCGAAUGUAAAUAUUAACUGGGAUGGUAUAUUGCAAAUUACUGAGAAUUUGACUAGAAAAAAAGAAUUUAAAGGGGUUGGCCUUCUAAACUUCAAUAAGACUGAAAUAAACCAUUGGAAACAGCUUAUUCCUGAUGUGACACAUUUGGUUAUGCACUUGGAGUAUGCGGCAAAAAAUGUGACAUGAGAAUCACUGUACCCAGAAUGGAUUGAUGAGGAAGAAGAAACUGAAGUUCCCAUUUGUCCUGCUCUCCCAAGUCUUAAAUCUCCUGGAACAAGGCUUAAUCUCAUAGCUGUGAAGCAUCCUCAUCCUAAUAGGGGGAAUAAUUGGUCUAGAGAUGUAGCUAGGUUGCACUUGCAACUAGCAGCAACUGAACUUGCAACCUCUUUCAAAGGAAAUUACCCUGUGUAUGUGCUUUUUGUUACCCAUUUCUUUCCCACACCAAAUUUGUUUCACUGCGAAGAACUUGUGGGACAUGAAGGAAAUGUAUGGCUAUACAAACCAAAUUUGAUUGUUUUGAGAAAAAAACUACACCUCCCAGUAGGAUCGUGUGAACUUGCACUUCCUUUGAGGGGAAAAGAGCUGAUUUACGCGGCAGAUGUUCAUAGAGAAGCAUAUGCUACAAUUCUUCAUUCAGCUCAUGUUUAUGUUUGUGGAGCUAUUGCUGCUGCACAAAGCAUUCGCAUGUCUGGAUCAACCCGGGACCUAAUUAUACUUGUUGAUGAAACAAUCAGUGAAUACCACAGAAGUGGUUUGGAAGCAGCAGGGUGGAAAAUUAGGACAAUACAAAGGAUUCGAAACCCAAAAGCUGAAAAAGAUGCUUACAAUGAAUGGAACUACAGCAAGUUUCGUUUAUGGCAACUAACAGAUUAUGACAAGAUAAUAUUCAUUGAUGCAGAUUUACUCAUACUAAGAAACAUAGAUUUCCUAUUUGGAAUGCCAGAAAUCACUGCUACAGGAAACGAUGCCACACUUUUUAACUCAGGUGUGAUGGUGGUUGGGCCAUCAAAUUGCACUUUCAAGCUCCUAAUGGAUAAUAUUAAUGAGUUUUCCUACAAUGGAGGGGACCAAGGAUACUUAAAUGAAAUAUUUACAUGGUGGCAUAGGAUACCAAGACACAUGAACUUUCUGAAGCAUUUUUGGGCUGGUGAUGAGGAAGAGAAGAAACAAACGAAGACCAUGUUAUUUGGUGCUGAGCCCUAUGUCCUUCACUAUCUAGGAAUGAAGCCAUGGUUGUGCUUCCGUGACUAUGAUUGUAACUGGAAUUCUAAUAUAUUUCGUGAGUUUGCAAGUGAUGUUGCUCAUGAAAGGUGGUGGAAGGUGCAUAAUGCAAUGCCCGAGAUGUUGCAGCAGUUUUGCAUGUUGAAGUCCAAGCAAAAGGCACAGUUAGAAUGGGAUCGUAGGCAAGCUGAAUUAGCAAACUACACAAAUGGGCAUUGGAGAAUCAAAGUUAAAGAUCAGCGAUUGAAUAAAUGCAUAGAAAAUUUGUGUUCAUGGGAAAGCAUGUUGAAGCACUGGGGAGAGACUAAUUGGGCAGAUGAUGAGUCUUAUACUCCUACACCACCCAUCAUUGCCACAUCAUCUCUCUCUGCUUUGUGA
Molecule: messenger RNA, 2051 nt
Organism: Abrus precatorius (Indian licorice)
Lineage: Eukaryota; Viridiplantae; Streptophyta; Magnoliopsida; Fabales; Fabaceae
Product: UDP-glucuronate:xylan alpha-glucuronosyltransferase 1
Biological process (GO): xylan biosynthetic process
Molecular function (GO): glycosyltransferase activity
Source: RefSeq, a predicted model, not a curated record